UUUUACAGCGAGUUGCCACCGCAGCUCUUCUUCUUCCAUUAAUGGUGGUUAUGCUAUUGGUUCGGAGAGAACAGAACAGUUACAGAGUUGAAGGUAGGAAGCUUCUGGUCAUGGAGAUUCCUUCACGGGAAGUGAGUUUUAUCUCCUCUCAUUCAGAAAAGGAUGGGAAGGUGAAGCACAGGAGGCAGGCAGGAGUAAGCUUUCGGUCGAUUCCGCCAUCAAACUCCAACCCCAUACAGAACAAGUCGCGGCCACACAUUGGAGGCACAGGGAAAAAGCUUGGGUGAGAGGGAUCUGAACUGAAGAGUUCAAAAAGUUGGCCUAGCUCGUCGGUGUUCUCUUUAUGCCUGUUCUUUAGGGAAAAUAUUUGCGUACAUAAGACGAAUGCAGUGAUACAUACGUCCAGGGGUUAUUCAAGAGGUACAAGAGGGUUAUAUCGGAGU
Messenger RNA from Phalaenopsis equestris, 443 nucleotides. RefSeq lists its product as uncharacterized. The coding region runs from base 42 to 287 and encodes 81 amino acids. The transcript has 2 exons. Lineage: Eukaryota; Viridiplantae; Streptophyta; Magnoliopsida; Asparagales; Orchidaceae. The record is from RefSeq and is a predicted model, not a curated record.